Molecule: messenger RNA, 1878 nt
Organism: Eriocheir sinensis (Chinese mitten crab)
Lineage: Eukaryota; Metazoa; Arthropoda; Malacostraca; Decapoda; Varunidae
Product: zinc finger protein 366-like
Exons: 1
Coding region: 10-1521 (503 amino acids)
Cellular component (GO): nucleus
Source: RefSeq, a predicted model, not a curated record
GAGCAGGUCAUGGAGAAGAAGAAUAAAGACAGCAAAAAGAAUCACAAAUGUCCGACAUGUGCAAAAUCCUUCCCCUCCAGAGCUCACCUAAAAGAGCAUGAAAUCAGCCACUCCAGCACACAGCAGUACCGGUGCAGCGUGUGUGGCCAGGGAUUCAAGAGGAAGAACGCUCUAAGUAAACACAUGCGCAUCUUCCACAGCAAUGGGCCUGGCAGUGUUGUGUGUUCAUGCGGGAAGGUGUUCGCCUCAAAGGAGCUGAUGGAGAAGCACAAGGAGAACAGUGGGCAACAUCGGCUGCUGGUGUGUGGGGAGUGUGGCGCCAUGUACAAGACCCAGGCCAACUUGGAGAGCCACAUUCUGCUGCACCAGGAGACUCGGGCAGGUGGCGACGCGUGGCCCCACACCUGUCACACCUGCCAGGAGAGGUUCAGCAGUCGAGCGUCCCUGAGAAACCACACCCGGGACACCCACAGCGCCAAUGUCUUCCCAUGUCCCGAGUGCAGCAAAACCUUCAGGACGCAGAAGCAGCUCCGCCUUCACUGCCUGCGCAGACACACCGCGGGUGACCGAGAGUUCCUGUGUCCUCUCUGCAGCAAGGCGUUCCAUGUCCUCAAGGAUCUUCGCCGCCACAUGCAGACUCACAACCCGGCUGGGACUCACGAGUGUCCCGCCUGCCACUCCAAGUUCAAGACGGAGUCGACGCUGCGCUCACACAUGAAGUCCAACUCGAAGGGGAAGCCGUAUGACUGCAGCAUUUGCCUCUUCCCGUGCUGCACCCUGGAGGCCCUCAGGGAACACUUGCUGGGCUGCCACAGUAUCCAGGACAUCGGGAGUGACUUCAGCACGACCUGGAACUCCAAGUGUCUGGUAUGUGGGCAGGUGUUCCUGAGGCGCUCGGUCCUGGCACAACACAUGAAGACACACUUUGGCCCCGAGGACACCCAGCUUGUGGUUCUGGAGGACACCGAGGUUGAUAUUGCUCAAAACUCUCUGUUCCAGCAGGACUUUACUGAGCCGGGGCAGGUAGGAGCCAGACAGACAAGGCUUGGCAGGGUGAAGGGCAAGGCUUCACCCCACCAUGAGAAGGCAACUCAGGCUGAACCCAAGGUGAUAAAGACGAGGAAAGAAUGUUUACCUGAAGAAGUGGAUGAAGGGACCAGAGAUAGCCAGACAGUAGUCACCCCAGCACAGACAGACACUACUAAUGAGACAUUCCCUGACACAGACAGUGACAGACAGACAGACUCAGGAAGCCAGGAGGAGGAGACUGAGAGCAAUGUGUGGGGAGAGAAGAGUGUGGGGGCCAUGGAGACCUCAGCCCCAGGGGUGGGUGGCGCGCCGGCUGCCUCGAGUAGCUGCAGCGUGGAGGGCGAGGAGACGCGGUACAUCUGUGAGGCGUGCUCCCUGGUGCUGACGGACAUGGAGGAGCUCAAGGUGCACCUCCUCACCUGCUACAAGGAGGACUCCAGCGACGAGUGCUUUGUGGUCUUUGAGGUGGACGAGGACAACAAGGUGCAGUAGCCGGACACGGACACGCUCCCACUAAGGUCACGGUGCCACACUAGAGAUAGGUCAUGUACUGCUGUCUACUGUAAUAUUUAUACUUUUUGAUGAAUCUAUUGGUAAAAGUUUCUAAUGUAAAUUCGUACUGAUAAAAGUCCCGGUUCGCAAAGUACAGCAGCUCCGCCAUGGUGUUGAGGAAGGAGUGGAAGAGCAGAUAGAACCACGACAACCAGACAAUGUGGUUCGGGAUCUGGAAGAGUGGUUGAUUGUGGUUACUAUUAAUUUAACUUUCUAAAACCACAAAAAGUACUUUAAUAAAUCUAUGCAAAGGGAAACAGUGGUUCUGAAAUAUAUGGUAUACAUUCCUUACAACUU